CAAAACUCCUCCUUUUCUCGCAGUGAGCAGGAGUGCUCUGUGGUGAACAUGGCAGAUGCAGAGUAAGGUUCAGGCUGCUGCCGCCUCCUCCUCUUCCUCCUCACUGUACAACUUGUUGGCUGCCCAGCAAUUUCCCCCGCCGCUGGCUGAAGAGGUAGCUGGCCGGGGAAGAGCAGCCGGGUUCGGGGCUGCGUGUGCGUGUGUGGUGGGGAGGGGAAAAGCGGCGCCCUGGGCUGUGUGAUGAUCCGGGUAUGGAGGGCAAGCAGGGGGGAGCAUCGGGGGCCGCUGCGUCGCUGCUGAGCCGCUCCGGGAGCCGCGGGGCGCAGCGUGCCAGCCACUGCUGCUGGGCUCGGGGGCGGCGUGUCCGCCUUCCCGGGGCGGCGGCGCUGGGCUGGGUCUGAUCGCUCCUUGCAGGGCCGCUCAGCAGCUCCGCGCCCUUCCUCUGCGGGCGGCAGGCAGGGGCGGAGGGCGCCGAGCCGGCCAGGGGCAGGGAGCUGCAGCCAUGCUGCCCGGGGUGGGGGUGUUCGGCACCAGCCUCACCGCCCGGGUCAUCAUCCCGCUGCUGAAGGACGAGGGCUUCUCGGUCAAAGCGAUUUGGGGCCGGACCCAGGAGGAGGCGGAGGAGCUGGCCAAGGAGAUGAGCGUCCCCUUCUACACCAGCCGGAUAGACGAGGUCUUGCUGCACCAGGACGUGGACCUGGUCUGCAUCAACCUGCCGCCCCCGCUCACCAGGCAGAUCGCGGUGAAAACCCUGGGCAUUGGAAAAAAUGUCAUCUGUGACCGAACAGCAACUCCUCUGGAUGCCUUCAGGAUGAUGUCUGCGGCCCAUUAUUACCCCAAGCUCAUGAGCAUCAUGGGGAAUGUUCUCCGCUUCCUGCCUGCCUUUGUGAAGAUGAAGCAGCUGAUUCAGGAAGGCUAUGUGGGGGAGCUGCUGGUGUGCGAGGUGCAGGUGCACAGCGGAAGUCUGCUGGGCAAAAAGUACAACUGGAGCUGUGAUGACCUGAUGGGGGGCGGGGGUUUGCACUCGGUCGGUACCUAUAUCAUCGACCUCUUGACCUUCCUCACCAGCCAGAAGGCUGUGAAAGUCCACGGGUUGCUCAAGACCUUUGUGAAACAGACAGAUCACAUCAAGGGAAUACGUCAGAUCACCAGUGAUGACUUUUGCACGUUUCAAAUGGUUCUUGAAGGCGGGGUGUGCUGCACUGUGACCCUCAACUUCAAUGUCCCCGGGGAAUUCAAACAAGAUAUUAUUAUGGUAGGUUCAACUGGACGACUGAUUGUAAUAGGCACUGAUCUGUAUGGGCAGAGCAACAGAUCUCCUCAAAGAGAACUCCUUCUAAAGGACUCUAUGCCAGUCAGUAACUCCUUACUGCCUGAGAAGGCCUUCAGUGAUAUCCCAUCCCCAUACCUUCAGGGUACUAUUAAGAUGGUGCAGGCCAUCCGGCAAGCGUUUGAGGACCAGGAUGACAGGAGAACCUGGGAUGGGAGGCCCCUCACCAUGGCUGCGACUUUCGAUGACUGCCUGUAUGCCUUGUGCGUAGUGGACACCAUUAAAAAGUCAAACCAACUAGGGGAAUGGCAGAACAUUGCAAUCAUGACAGAAGAGCCAGAGCUGAGCCCUGCAUACCUGAUCAGUGAAGCCAUGCGUAGGAGCAGAAUGUCUCUGUACUGUUAGUUUCAUUCAGCUCUUAGAAAGGAAUGGAAAUAACACAGCUCUUAAAGAAUAAUUCAGACAGCAUAAGGAUUUGGACAUGUAAAAGUUUGACAACAUGGGAAAUGAAAAUUUGAUGUUUAAACUGACUAAACUAGUUGGUGUCUCUAUACGACGGUGAUGGGAGCAUUAGAAAUGCCUAAGCUAGAUAGAUGGAAAUGAGAAUUGUUUAAGGGCUGACAUAAAUAACUUGUGUUAACUGUUUAGCAGCAGUAUUAACUGGCUGGAUAGCGAGAUAUCAUGGAAACAGUUGUGUUUACUGUGAAAGUUCAGGAAGAUCCUUUUUGACUUACCUGUUCUGCCAGAGGGCUGUGAAGGCUCUGUCAUGUCAGAAAGUCUCCUGUGACAUCUGACGUGAAGAGUUCCCACCAUGCCAGCUGACAACACCACACUAUACUACUACAUUACUAACCAGUGUAUAGAAUAAUAAGACUUGUUGUGACCAAGUGUCCCGUGACCUGGACAAAUUUGGCAGCUCAAUUUUCAUAGCUUAUUCUGAGGUGUGUGUUUUUGUUUUUUUGUUUGUUUGUUUUUAACGUAAUUAAGUAGGGAACAUUGUGGCUUUUGUAAACAAGUCAGUCUCCAACAGCAGCUCAUAUAAGUGUGGGGGAGGGGGAAAGCAUUCUACAAGUUCAUGUUAAACUUCAAUGUUAGAUGUAAAGAUGUGCUCAUAAAAACGGGUUGUGGAAAACCUCAUCGGCAACAUCCAGGCCACGUGACACUCUUCUGAUUUUGGAUUUGUUACAUGCCAAAACUUGGGCCAGGUUUACACACUUUCCUGUGAGCGUGGGAUUGAGUUCUGAGUGAGCCGGGCUUGAAUUAUGGCAGAGAAUAUACAAAACUGCAGCAGCCACCAAGUUCCACAAUGCUCGGCCCAUAAGCUUUCAGCUCCUGAUGAUAGAGGGUCUGAAUGAAAAACCACAACGAAUGAGAAAAAUUCUUAUAGAUUUGCAGGGAAAAAAGCAAAAAUCUCCUUACCUGCCUAAAGUCAGCAGCCACAGGUACUGUGCUGACUGUUCCCUUUGUCACCAAUGCAGGAACAGACAAGUAGUCUCUUGUUUAGUUAUCCUCUUUGUCUUUACUAUAUUUGGCCCUGCUCUCGCAAACAUUUUAUGCAGAUGCUUGUAAACUGUCCUGGUAAGCUCUGUGGCACUCCUCUUAUGCAUUAAGCCACUCAUGUGUUCAUGAGUUUGCAGCAUCGGGGCUGCAGCUAUGAAAAAUAACACAACAAAAUGUAAUCCCCAGAAGAAUACAAAGCAAAAUUACAUUUGUCUUAAACUGUAGCAAACCACUUGUUUUGGUUAAUCUGAUGGGGGACAACCUCUUACAAGAUUUCUGUUUGCUAUAAGGAUUGAGAGAGAAAUUUUGAACCUUUUUUCUCAGGGAUGCCAGGUCAGUAUACUAAUUGACUGUUUAGAUUUUAAAAAUUAUGACUCUUUAAAUUAAAAAAAAUGUUUACAGCUCUGUCAUCUUUAUGGGUGCUUAAAGUUCCAUUAGGAAUCCUGCUACUGACCCCUACCUUAUUACCUUGUUCUCUUGACUGCCAUGGCUUUAGUGCUGCAUUCACUGAACUGGGAGACCAAUGUUAAGUACAAAUUUUAUUUGAAAAAAUAUGUAAAAUCCUAGAUAUUUGUGAACUUUCAUGACUUCUUCCCUGAGAUCUAUAAAUAACAUGAAUGAUGGAGGAAAAAGGUCAUAAAAUGUGUUUAAAUAAUACUGUGAAAUGAAUCAGUCUAUUGAAUGAUUACUGUUUGACCAGCUCUAGCAAUUGUAUCUGUUGUUUACUGCUUCUGCUAUGGCCUUGGGCAAGGAUGCAGGGCUUCUCCUGCUAGGAUCUCAAGUUUGUAUUUUUUUUCCAGUUGUUUAAAAUUAUUCCUUGGAAAAUAAUUGUCAGCUAAGCAAUUAAGCAAAUAGGAAAUAACCAGAAUUAUAAUUAUCGUUGCAUACAACACUAUUCCUUUAUUUAAAUAAACCUGCUGUCUCACACACACACACCACAGAGGGACAGUCAGAUCAAAAACUAAAUCUCUCUUAGCAAAAGAAUGAUAUUAAUCAGAGAGGUUCAAGAGACAUAUAUUGAUUUUUUUUUAAUGCAGCAUGGUGUAAUCUCCUUACUGAGGACAAAGGUAGAGUCAUGAUGCAGGAUAAUGUGGAUGACUAAGGAACAGAAAAAUCAAUGGCAGGGAGCUAGAUAUGACAAUCCAAGUCUGAUAAAAGAAAACACCAUCCCAAACUGUAGCCCAAAAACCUGAAUUAAAUCUGAACCAAAGUAUUUUUUAGUUUCUCUUCAUUUAUUAUUUGCAUUGCGAUAGGGUUACAGAGCUCCAGUCGUGGACAAGGACCCCAUUAUGCCAGGUGGAACACAAAAUUUAAUAUCUUUGCCACCUAUAUUUUUAACAUUUUUGCCUAUCUGCAGUUUUAUGGUUCUGGCUGAAAGCAUAAGUGCUAGAAUCCUGGGCCUUGUUCCUGCAGUGAAGAGUGCGGCAGAAUGCGGAGUCCUAUUGAAUUCAAUCUUUCUGUCCCUGAGCUGAAAGCUUUCAGUUGGUGUGCAUCACCCUUCCUCUCCUUAGCCUUAUUGGUUCGGAUACUGCAAUUUGCAGAGUUUAACUCUAACUGGAGUGGCAACUGGAGACUGCUUGCAGUCAGGAUUGAAUGAAGUUUUCAUACUUUCCAGGAUGUAAAGUGAGAUGAAAUACUGCUGUCUGGGCAAGGAUUUGGUAGCAUCAGAUGUAAAUAUAUUAAACUGCCAUCUGAAUGACAGGGACAAGUGACUAGUUUAUUUGUGGAAUGUGUCAUAAUAUUCCAAUAAAAUUAUUACUCUAUAAUAGGGCUAUUUAGAUUUGCAGUAUCAAACCCUCAUUAUGUUUUUGGGACAGUUUGAAGUACAUUGAGCUGAAUGCUGCAACUGGCCCCUGGAGUUCACAUCACAUUUAAGAAUUUGGCCAAUAGUUAAAAAAGGUUUACAGUAUUUAAUUUAAAAGAGUCCCAGGUACUUUACCAGUAUAUUUGGAAUAGCACUUUUAAUGUUACUCUUUCUCUAGUGCCACAAGAUUUGAGCUCCUGCUAGAAUUGGUGCAGACCCAGUUAUUCAAAUCCAGGCUACUAUUUAAUAUACAAUAGCCCAGAAGUAACGUUGUGCACUUGCUAAAUCAAAGAUAGUCUUGUUUUCUAGGGCUGCUGUUGGAGAGGCUCUUUCCUUUGCCGUUUGUUACUUGUGUACAUGUGAUAUUAAAAAUUGUGAUCUGCCACCAAAGAGGCAGAGAGCCAAAGCAAUCCUCAUUAAGAGGCAGGUUAUGCCUUGCAGUGAAUUCAAUAGAAAGACUCCCAUUGACUUCAUGUGGAAUUGGAUUUGUCUCCAAGUGAACUGUUUACCUCCAGGUAAAUGGAGGGCAGCCCCUCCUCAUGUCCCUGUGUAGCAUCAAAGCAAAAUUUCAGUCCUUCCAUGUGCCCCAUAAGUUUCAAGAUACCCCAAGUGGGUGAGAAGGUGGGUCCAUGGCCCUGUAUACACCAGUUAGCAGAUUAAGCUGGCCAUGCAAGUGAAGUAUACUAUAUCUCCUGGAUGUGUGUAACAGGUGCACUCCGCCUGUGUGUCAGGGAGCUCAGGAAGGAGUCCUGUUUUCUCAAGGGCAAAAUUCCUCUGAGAACUUCCCCUGGAGCUGUGCCCCAAUGCAGGGCUCAGUUAAACCCUAAACAAUAUUAGCAACCUCAAGCUUUGGGCUUUCCCUUAUCUCAUAUCCUGCACAUGGCUAGAUUAGUAGCAUUCAACCUAUAUAGUUAGAAAAUACCUAUGUAUAGAUAAUAUGUUCUUACCCAGGAUCCCUAUAUGGCAUAGAGUUAGUGCAUGCACAGACAAGCUCAGACUUAAGCAUGAGUUUCGGCAGAACUCAUCUUAAUCUUUGGCUGAAAGCAUGAGAAAUUCCUGUCUAGCUGGCUUAGGGCAAUCAGAGGCACUCUCCACUUUGUACUGAAUUUAUUUUUCUUUUUCUCAUCUCUUCAAUAGCUUUUGAAUUACAGUGACCACAGAAGAGAAGGGGUAUCCCUAUCUCUGCUCCACAUUGUCCUGGCACGUAAACUAUUCAAUUCUGGCAUUAUCCCAUUUAUUUUUAUGUCCUUACAACUAUAGCAAAAACCCUUUUACAACUAAAAAUGACUGUUCUGACAAAAAUUAACAUUAUUCUUAGUUGAUUUUAUUUCACAACAAAAGACAAACUUAGCAUCCGAUGAAGUGAGCUGUAGUUCAUGAAAGCUUAUGCUCAAAUAAAUUUGUUAAUCUCUAAGAUGCCACAAGUACUCCUUUUCUUUUAUCAUCUCCAUUGCAUCUUUGCAGAGAUCCAUAAAUGACUAUUGACAGCAAUGCUUGUCACUGGAAGUUUUUAGCCCUGGACUUCUGUAUGUUGUUGUAAGUAUAAUACACUGAAUGUAAUCUGUUUACUGUUCAUUUCUGUACCUACAAGAGUUUAAAAGCAUCUAGCAGACCUUGGGCUUUGUGCAGCUAUUUAAUGCAUUAUCUUACCACUCUUACCUCCUUGAUGGGCAAGUGGUAUGCCUUAAAUAGCUGAAAAGCACAACACUGAACUCUUUGACCUCUAAAGAUGGCUUUUGGGUAUUUAGGACUAGCUGUGAGAUGGCAGGCUUAUGCAGAAUAGCAGGUUUUCUUGUUCUUGUUAAAAUUGGAAGCAAAAUCUGUAAACUUUGUAGAUGAAGUAUGAAUGAAUAAUCUUUAGUUCCGUUCACUUAAAAUUCUCUCCUUGCUGUGGAUUUCUUAACCUACAAGGUAUAUUCCAUUAAAUAACAAUGAUGUCCAAAAACACCCACCCCAAAAUCCCCACUUCCUUCCUGCAUGAAAGGAGGAAUUUUAAAUAGAUAGGCCUGUACAUAGGGCUGCAUUCAUGAACCCAUCCAUAGCUGAACUGUCUCUGUCUCUUUCUUGCUGCUGCUGCUCUGAUGCCAAGUAUUUGAAACACAGAAUGACCAGGAUUGUGCUAACAAGGAACCUAAAUUGUCUCUUCUUUUGAAGAGAAUGUUGCCUCUAAAUCAAAAUAGUCAUCAUGGCCAGAUCAGCACUAAAUUAGUUUUAAUUGGGCCAGAUUCAGUCCUCGUAUAAACAGGUACAAUUCUAUAGAUUUGUAUUGUCAGAGUCUGACUUUGGCCCAGUGUGUUUCACUCAUAUAUUGCCAUUGUUCUGUAUAAGAACUCUGGUUGAUUACAUGGAUUUAGCUAUAGAUAAUCCAGGUUCUCCACUUUUGAUGCUGCAGUGCUAAGCUAUCAUCUUUAGAAGCACUAAAAUAGGGAUUAACACGUUUACCAUAUGGUUUAUAUGGUUUUACAGUCCUUCCCACAGCCUUCUUUCUUUUUAACCAUCAAUCAAGCCCACUGAUAUGGACCUUCUUUCUCAUCCCACUGCAGGCCA
This is a messenger RNA of Dermochelys coriacea (leatherback sea turtle), 7121 nucleotides long. It is a transcript of the gene GFOD1, whose product is annotated as glucose-fructose oxidoreductase domain containing 1. Bases 503 to 1675 code for a protein of 390 amino acids. NCBI's taxonomy places the organism in Eukaryota, Metazoa, Chordata, Testudines, Dermochelyidae. Gene Ontology annotation, molecular function: nucleotide binding. The record is from RefSeq and is a predicted model, not a curated record. The transcript has 2 exons.